GGCCUAGCUGCACGUGCAUUGAGAUAGAUUGUGUUAUUGUUGUGAUUUGUCCAAGAUUGGCCGCAAUUAGUCUCUGACAUGUCGCUUAUAAAUUGUUCUCUGGACCUACUGCACUAGUAAUACCGUAAGACAUCGGCUAAAUGAAAAGGAAAAUCCUAGAAAGAGUCUACUUACACCAUGUGGGUGCCGGUGCGAAAGUUGUUUUUUGUACGAAGAUCUUUGGUAAAUUAAAUUGCAGUGAAAUGUAUGAUGUUCAACGUUUAAGCUGAAAGUGAACAAUGCAAGACGAUCCGAGUUUCUGUAAAAGUGAAUUGAAUCCCUCAAAAGAUUGAAACUACGGUACCUCACCUUAUCGACUGCCGGCUGCCAUGGCUUCCGCAAUUCGCGUCAACCAACUUUACAACCGCAUCCUCGGCCGCUUCCCCCGUGAGAUUUCGUUAGCGUUCGCCUAUGGCUCUGGGGCUUUCAAGCAGUUAGGAAAUGAUAACAAGGAUAACAUGCUCGAUUUUAUCUUUGUUGUGGACAACCCGGAGGAGUGGCAUCGGAAAAACAUCCAGGACAACCGAAAGCACUAUUCUUCAUUAGCAGCCCUGGGCCAUCACAGGAUUGCAGCAAUCCAAGAUAGACUAGGGGCUGGGGUCUAUUUCAACACUCUUGUCGAAUGUGAAAGCAGGCUCAUAAAGUAUGGAGUAGUGAAGACUGACACCCUUGUACAGGAGUUGAUCAACUGGAAUAAUCUCUAUCUGAGUGGAAGACUUCACAAACCAGUUCAUGUAAUAAAGAGAAUGCAGAACAGCGCCCUCUAUAAUGCUAUUAGGAGGAAUCAACAGAGCGCCGUCUACACGAGUCUGCUGCUCUUGCCAGAACAAUUCUCUGAAGAAGAACUUUUCAUCACAAUAGCUGGAUUGUCAUAUUCUGGGGACUUUAGAAUGGUCGUUGGUGAGAACAAGAACAAGGUUGCCAACAUCGUCAAGCCCAAUCUUCAUACAUUUAGGAAAUAUUAUCAUGAUAUGAUGGAUAAUACUGAGAACACCCAUUGGAACAAGCAAAGUGGCACCAUAGAGCAAGACUGCAACCCAGCUGCCAUGUUCUCCCACAUGUGCGCAUUACCAAAGAACCUUCAGCGUCAGAUAUGUCGGUUGGUAGGGUCAAAGACGGAAGAUCACUUGGAUGUAAUGAGGAGGUUAGCCAGAGAUAAGCAAUGCAAGGAAUAUAUCCACAAAGGUGUCCAGAGGAUAGUUGCAACCUCAAGUCUUUCACAGAGCAUCAAAGGAAUAUUUACUGCAGGAUUUUCAAAGACUAUGACAUACAGCAAACAAAAGCUAAUGAAGCAGUGGCAAGGAGGGCGUAAGAAGAGGUGACAGUCAACUGAUGCACACCCUUGACUUUGAGGAUAGAAUAUUUUUGUCCUUGUAACUCUUGUGAUUAGGGCAACAAAUUAAAAGAUGUCCAUGCGACAGUGGUAUCAACUGUUACAUUUGACAAUGAAGAACAAUUGAUUUAGCUGUGGCUGAAGGCUGACGUGUCCAUGACAGGAAGGUUUCUUACCGAAUUAAUCCAUGUUUGAAUUUUUAAAUCUUUUCAGGAUUUGUGGAAGUUCAAAUGUUGUUUUUACCAGUAUGCUGGACAUUACAUUUGUCAAUGGCAAUGGACUCAUUUUAAAAUUGCAAUUAUAUAUUAAUGUCUGAGAAGUAAAAAUCUAUGUACGGUGGUUCAUAUAAAAAGUCCUAUUAGGACAAAGCAAGGAGUGCAUGUAUGUAAUUUGGGGAACUCCCUCAGGCAAAUUCCUCCCAUAUUAUACAUUUUCUCUCUAACGAUAUCUCACUUUAGCCUUUGGCCUUGGUGAAUGAUCUACAUUUAAGAAAUCUCAAUCUAUGAAUAUGCAAUUCAUGUUUAAUGCCGAGUUCCCUGUGCAUUUAAAGGGUAAUACAGUGAUUACUCGUACAUGUAAUGAGCACUUGCAGAAGCUCAUAUUUUGCAUUAAAGGGGAAUUCUACCUAAAUAAAAACUUGUUUUGAGAGGAAAAGGAAAAAUUAGACAAGUUGAGAGGUAAAA
Molecule: messenger RNA, 2055 nt
Organism: Lytechinus variegatus (green sea urchin)
Lineage: Eukaryota; Metazoa; Echinodermata; Echinoidea; Temnopleuroida; Toxopneustidae
Gene: tamm41
Product: phosphatidate cytidylyltransferase, mitochondrial-like
Exons: 8
Coding region: 369-1361 (330 amino acids)
Biological process (GO): CDP-diacylglycerol biosynthetic process; cardiolipin biosynthetic process
Cellular component (GO): mitochondrion
Molecular function (GO): phosphatidate cytidylyltransferase activity
Source: RefSeq, a predicted model, not a curated record